Molecule: messenger RNA, 1445 nt
Organism: Camelus dromedarius (Arabian camel)
Lineage: Eukaryota; Metazoa; Chordata; Mammalia; Artiodactyla; Camelidae
Gene: VASH2
Product: vasohibin 2
Exons: 8
Coding region: 306-1373 (355 amino acids)
Biological process (GO): regulation of angiogenesis
Cellular component (GO): cytoplasm
Source: RefSeq, a predicted model, not a curated record
GAAUGGGACAUGGAAUAAGGCGACGGCCGCAGCAGCCCCAGCAGCCCCAGCCCCAGGCCCAGCAGCCCCCGCCACCCCCGCCGUCCCCAGAGGCUCCGCAGCAAUGAGGCCGACUGUCCCGAGGCACGGCCCGUAAGCGGAGCUCCAGCAGCCGCUCCCCCUUCGCGCGUCCUGCCGCAGCUAGAGGCAUGGAGAAGGCCGCCCCAGCGGGGCGCUGAUCCCCGCGCCGCGCCCACACGCACACGCCCCCCGCCGCCGCCGCCGCCUAGCGCCCCCCGCGCCGCCCUCCCCGCCUUGGCCCCACCAUGACCGGCUCUGCCGCAGACACUCACCGCUGCCCCCACCCCAAAGGCGCCAAAGGCACCCGGUCCCGGAGCAGCCACGCGCGGCCAGUGAGCCUCGCCACCAGCGGGGGCUCGGAGGAGGAGGACAAAGACGGCGGGGUGCUAUUUCACGUUAACAAGAGCGGCUUCCCCAUCGACAGUCACACCUGGGAGCGCAUGUGGAUGCACGUGGCCAAGGUGCACCCUAAGGGGGGAGAAAUGGUGGGCGCCAUCAGGAACGCUGCCUUCUUGGCAAAGCCUUCAAUACCCCAGGUUCCAAACUACAGACUGUCAAUGACGAUCCCAGACUGGCUGCAGGCAAUCCAGAACUACAUGAAGACACUACAAUACAAUCAUACAGGGACCCAGUUCUUUGAAAUUAGGAAAAUGAGACCGCUGAGUGGGUUAAUGGAAACAGCAAAAGAAAUGACUCGAGAGUCCUUGCCCAUUAAAUGCCUUGAAGCUGUCAUCCUGGGCAUAUACUUAACCAAUGGACAGCCUUCCAUCGAGCGGUUCCCCAUCAGCUUUAAAACCUACUUCUCAGGAAACUGCUUUCACCACGUCGUGCUGGGGAUUUACUGCAAUGGCCGCUAUGGCUCUCUGGGCAUGAGCCGAAGGGCUGAGCUGAUGGACAAGCCGCUGACUUUUCGGACUCUGAGUGACCUCAUCUUUGACUUUGAAGACUCCUACAAGAAGUACCUGCACACAGUCAAGAAGGUCAAGAUUGGGCUGUAUGUCCCCCAUGAGCCUCAUAGCUUCCAGCCCAUCGAGUGGAAACAACUGGUCCUCAAUGUCUCAAAAAUGUUGAGGGCUGACAUAAGGAAGGAGCUGGAGAAAUAUGCCAGGGACAUGAGAAUGAAGAUCCUGAAACCUGCAAGUGCCCACUCUCCAACCCAAGUGAGAAGCCGGGGAAAAUCUCUGUCCCCCCGAAGGAGACAGGCAAGCCCCCCAAGACGGCUCGGCAGGCGAGACAAGUCGCCUGCGCUGCCUGAGAAGAAGGUGGCUGAUCUCAGCACUCUGAAUGAAGUGGGCUAUCAAAUCCGAAUCUAGGCCAGCCGCGCAGCCAGCAACCGGGCUUCCAUGGUGCUUCUCUCUGCACUUUACCCAGCGUCUUCAGGAGGA